Messenger RNA from Anoplopoma fimbria (sablefish), 3186 nucleotides. RefSeq lists its product as uncharacterized. Gene Ontology annotation, cellular component: nucleus; nucleoplasm. Bases 341 to 2824 code for a protein of 827 amino acids. Gene Ontology annotation, molecular function: ATP hydrolysis activity; zinc ion binding. The transcript has 16 exons. Lineage: Eukaryota; Metazoa; Chordata; Actinopteri; Perciformes; Anoplopomatidae. The record is from RefSeq and is a predicted model, not a curated record.
GAAGCACUAGCGAUGAAACUUUUGCCUCUGUGCACCUGCAGCUGUGGUGCGCUCCGCUGCUGGCGCAACUCUCCGCGCUUUCAUUUCGCUCACUCUUCCGCUGUAACGCACGCAGUGGACCGUGUGUUUCAUGUUGGUGCUAAAAAUGGACCGAAUGGACUUCCUCUUUCACACCCUCAACGACUUUAUUACUGUCACACGCCUGUCUUUGUCUACUGAAAGUAUGGUGGAGUGUUGAGACAAUGCAUCAGAUCCUGGUGUAUCCGCUAAACAGAUCUGGAUAGAUGUAGUUGAAGAAGCCAGUCACCUGUGCCUAACCUUCACGGAUAAUGGCAGCGGCAUGACUCCCAACAAAUUGCACAAGAUGCUCAGCUUUGGUUUUACAGAAAAGGGUUCAGGUAAGGCCAGUCUGCAGGCCAUCGGCGUGUACGGGAACGGUUUCAAGUCUGGCUCGAUGCGUCUCGGCCGCGACGCGCUCAUCUUCACCAAGAACGGCGGCUGCCAGACUGUGGGAAUGCUUUCUCAGACCUACCUGGAGAACAUCAAGGCCCAGGCCGUCAUUGUCCCCAUCGUCCCCUUCAACCAACAAACCAAUUCUCUGGUGGUGACUGAGGACUCGGAAGCCAGCCUGGCAGCUAUCCUCCAACACUCCAUCAUCACCUCCCAGGAGCAGAUACACACACACUUUGACUCCAUUCUCUCCAAAAAAGGCACCAAGAUAUUAAUCUGGAACAUCCGCAGGGCAAAAGAUGGCAAGCCAGAGAUAGACUUUGAGACCGAUGUGAGUGACUUCCGUUUGCCCGAGAUUGAGAACGAGGAGCUGAGGAAAAGUCUGAGGAACGGUGGAUCACUGAGAGCCAAACAUGACAUCCCCGACAUUCACUACAGUCUCAGCGCCUACCUCGGUAUCUUGUAUCUGAAGCCGAGGACACAGAUUAUACUGAGGGGGAAGAAGAUUCUGGUUAGGCUGGUGUCGAAGAGGCUGAAACACAUUGAGCAUGACGUGUACAAACCCCACUUCAGUAAAGAGAAGGUGAAGGUGACCUUUGGGCUGAACCCGAAAAACAAAGACUACUAUGGCAUCAUGAUGUACCACAGGAACCGACUCAUUAAAGCCUAUGAGAAAGUGGGCUGCCAGCUGAAGGCUUCAGGUCAAAGGGCAGGUGUUGGGGUCAUCGGUAUCAUCGAGUGUAACUUUCUCAAACCCGCACACAACAAACAAGACUUUGAAUACACCAAAGAAUACAGACUCACCCUUGGUGCUUUGGGCCUAAAGCUGAACGACUACUGGAAAGAGGUGAUAGAGAAGAAGGCCAGAGAGCGUGAGUUUUACGCUCUGGAAAGAGAUGAAACCGCAGACCAGCAGGACGCUGAUGAGGGUCCCAUGUGGUUACAAUGUGAAGACUGCCUGAAGUGGCGAAGCGUCCCUGCAAGUCAUUACAACGUGGUUCCUGAAAGCUGGAACUGCAGCCAGAACCCCAACUUAAAUUACAGAAGCUGCUCUUCACCAGAGGAAGCAGAAGACAGCGAGGAGCAGUUAACACCCAGCUACCAGAAAAACCACAAGAAACAAGAGCAUCCCAAAAGCAGAAAACGAGAAAAAUCAUUGGAGGUGUGUGAGUUCCAGGACCAAACGACUAAACAUCAGAUCCUCUCACGCAGUUCAUCAGAGCCAAGCUGGCCCACCUUUCGAGCAGGUGAACGCCAAACGGAGGAAGACUCACUGGAUCGGACGAGCACAGAUCACCUGACAGACACACACCUUCAUGAUGAUGCACAGACACAAAGUAGAGUCACAGAUGAAGUCACACACACACAACAGAAUGCAGCUGGAAGAGCCACCGUCAUUGAAGAGAGGACACAAGUCAGACAUGGGGAAAAUCAGACCAUUGAUAACAGGGGCGAAGAUGAACAGAGAAACACGAACAUGGAGCCGGUUGAAAGAGGAAAGGAGUCAACAGACACAUUACGCCACAAGAGGAAAUCAAUCUCAUUAAUUCACUCUGUGAAAAAGAAGCCAUGUCUUCAGGAGGAGUUCCCUGACUCAGAAAAUAUGGCUGAAGAGAUUAAUCCUGAGAAACAACCAAGUGUACCCAAGAUGGUGUCCUUGGAGAAGACCAAGCCUCCCAGAAGCAGCCGAGUUGAGAAACCAGGCGAUGCAGCACAGCGACCCAACAGUCUCACCUGGACCCACUCACUCCCCUCCACCCAGACUGUGAUGGUGUCUCCUCUGAGUCGAACAGAAGGGCCUUGGAGCAGACCACUGCCUCCAGAGGGGAGUGGGCGGGAAGCGAACGUGCAGAAGCUGGUCGUGUUGGAGAAAGAGGCCCAGAGGCUGCGGAGGCUUCUAGCUCUGGAAGUCACAAAGACAACUCAAGGCACGAUGACAACUGCUGAUAGCAGCGCCGAAAGGCCCACAAGAGGGAUGAGGUCUCCACCUGCAUCCAGAGCAAGCAGAGAGGUCGGCUCCCAGACCGACGUGGCCGAGAGCUCUGGUUCAUCCAGUAGCCUGACCCCGGCUCCAGGACAUUUUGGGAUGGUGGUUCUGGGUCAGAGAGCUGUGUGUGGGUCGAUAGGGCAGCCUGAGCAGAAUAUGUCUAAGAAGGAGAGGACCGAAACUCAUAGCAGGAUGAGAGUCGGCGACAACGAGGCCUUUGAGAGCAACAGAUCUUCACAGGAAGAUCUUCUCAGCAUCCGUAACAAUGUGGUGGUGCUUCUCACAGCCCUCUUGCCUCAACUGGACCUGGCUGGCAUCAGCAUGGAGACCACCGACGUGGACAACAUCCUGCAGCAGAUCAUAGAGGUCAACUCACUGAAGCUAUGAUCAGUGCUGUUAUAAAAUCAAGAUUGAAAUGUUUGGAUUGGAAUUUAAAGUCUUUGUUUCAGAGUUGUAAGACAUCAGGCUUUUGUUGCCACCAUACAUAUUGCCAGUUAGUGUAGUUUAAUUUUGCAUCCCUUUAAUGUGCUCAUAUAUUUCAAGAAACAUUGUUGUAAGCAUUUCUAUUCUAUUAACGUACAUGUAACUUUUAAUUUGAAAUGUUCUGUUUCUGAAAAGCGUGAUGUAUUGCUAUUUUUCGUUUUGCUUCUGUUUUUACUGACUAUUUAAAUGAGUUUUAUACGCAUGUGUUCAACAUGGAGCCAUGCUUUUUUUCUAGAUUUUUUUCAAGUUUGCAUUAAAAUACUGAA